Dentiscutata heterogama is the source of this 483-nucleotide messenger RNA. The record is from the annotation of a GenBank genome assembly. Lineage: Eukaryota; Fungi; Glomeromycota; Glomeromycetes; Diversisporales; Gigasporaceae.
AUGAUUCCUAAUUCUUUAAAAAUCGCUCAAAGCAAACCAGUUUUUAAGGUAUAUCAAAAGAAAAACAAAAAUAACUCUUAUCACCCUUAUAAACAACUCACGCCAAUUACUUCUGCUAUUAACUUAUGUGCAAAUAGUUUAUCAACCUCUAAUAAUUUUUGUGAUUCUUGUGUUACUUCUAUAAAAUCUUCAUCUUCUAUUAUUAAAUCUUUGUCUCUUAUUAUCAAACCUUUAUUUUCUAUUGAUGAGCCUUUAUCUCCUAUUAACGAACCUUUGUCUCCUAUUACUAAAACUUUACCUCCAACUAUUAAACCUUUAUCUCCGAUUAUUGCAUCUUCUUCUAAAGAUAAAUCUUCUGUCAUUGAUUUAGUUAGUGAUAUUGAAGAUGAUAUUAAUAUUAAAAAACUUUGGCCUAAUUCUACUAAGAAACCAUUUUUAGCUAAAGCUGCUCUUUAUCUUGGCAAAGGAAAAACUGCAACACAA